AUGUUGAACCCAUCACCACUGGCAUUCUGUAACUGUGUUUCGGUGCCUUUUAUCUCCUGUUCUUCUGUGUUCCCACCAUGGAACUGUCCUGUUCGUACCCCAACUCCAGGAUAUAGGACAUCUUCAGACGAGAUGGUCACACAAAACGCUCGCGCGAUCGAGCAAAGAGACAGCACUAGCGAACCAAGCAAAAGUCGGAGUCUAAAGUUUGGGAUUGAAAACAUACUUUAUGGAACAAACUCGCAACCAGGUGGGUAGGCUACUCUGGUGCGUUAGCACUAAUUGAUUGAGGGGACAAUUCAAAUUAAGUUCAAGUUCUUCCGGAAUUCGUCUGAUCAUACUAAUGGCUAAUAAUCAUAAAUAAAACUGAUUGAAAAGAAAUCUAAACUUCACAUUUCCUCAGUAUUAUAAAACAAUUCAUUCAGUUCGUUUUAUUGCGUGAUCUCAUUUUGUUUGCUAUUAUGUGAUAAGAUAAGCGUCUUCUUAUUUCACUCGAAAUAAUUCUUCGGGUGAACUUAGAAAUUGUUACUCAGUGCAGCUAUGAUCUCCGUGUAAGUGAUGGAGGCUCGUAAAGGAACGUAGAAACACGACAAAGGCAAAGUUAGAGGGAAGGUACACAGUUUCCUUCACUUUUGGGGAAGUUGCAGCAAUGACACUCUUUAAGUUUCUUCCACGUAAUAAUCAACUUAGCGCAUCAAAAUCACACUAAACUGUGCUGCUCGUCACUGACUUCGUUUACAUUUUCGUUGCGCGCCUUUAGUUUUGUUAGUUUUAAAGAAGCGACUGUCAUGAACUGUAAUUGCAUUUUGACUUUUCGCUGCUAAAGCCAAUUCAGUCGAUCCUGUGAAAGUCCAUCGAACUGACAGAACGUUAGAAAGCCGGCACUUCUUGGCUGAGCAAUAAUGUCACUGCCGUCAUCUUUGCUUUUCUGUAUUCUUCAGUUCGAGAUGAAUACUUCAGACUCGUUUACUGGAUUUAAAUUGGUUCACAUUUUUUUAGGGCACAGGUCCUGAGCUGAGCAACGUCAUUUGUGUUAUUUAUCAGUCGCCCGAGAAAAACAGUUUACUUGAUUCUUCUCGGCGCAAACAAAGACUGGAAUGUUAAAAGGCUUUCAGGACUGAGGGGUGUAUGUGCAAAAAGCAUAGGCUCACUCGAAGAACAAUUACGCGGCAUUCGGUAAACAAGGGCGCUAAUAUAGUUAAACAAACCAUUAGUUUAUUUAUCACUAUUAUGUCCAUCGGACAUCCUAUGUAAAUAAAACUUAGGUUAUUGUCAGAGCAGAGUUGUAUUCAACAGUCACAACAUUUUAGGAUUUCAUCAACAGACUCAAAAUAUAACGAAAUGUGCCAUUUUGCACAAUAUAUUAAACAUGUCACCGACUGGAAAGUACUGCUCAGUGGCUUUUAUUUGAAUGGUCAAACUUCAGGAUUUCAUCCACAGUCUUAAAAGUUAGAAACACCUUGUCGAACCUGGCACAGCAGCAUAUUUAAGUGGCUUUCAUUUUAAUUGUAACACAGUCAGCUUUAGCGGUAUUUUAUCCACAGACUCAACAGUCAGUACCAGGCACCUUGCACAGCUUAAUAUACAGUACCGAGAGAGAAUUUCACAUCUACAGGACUAUAUAUUUUGUGACUAAAUAUUUAAAUCUUAACGCCAUUGGAUUAAUCAAGAGUGUCGUUUUGAAAUAAGGUCACUAAGACUUUCCAAACGAUCAAGGAAAGCUGGUAAGUUGAAAGGGUUUCUAUACAUUCAAGAAACACUGAGCAGGGAAGUUGGUGGCGGGGGUAUUAGAUAAGGGUUUCUACAUAUCUCUACCUCUAACCCUUUAUCUUAAAUAUUUGUUUUCGUCCAGACUCAGUGUUGCUUUUUAAGCUUUCAAUGAAAGUUGGACAAUGUCAUUGUUUUGCCAUACUUACAGUGUACUUAAGUGAGAUGAAUUCGAAUGCAGUCUCUCGUUAACUGUCCCCUUUAUUAGUUGGAGCCUCUGAAGUACUUCAUAUUCAUUCUCUCUUUCGUAAUAUUACCAAAUGAAACCCAAUUUUCUAACAGCUUUCUCUAACAGCUUAUUUAAAUAUGUACAUUUCUUCAUACAAGCUCGGUCACAAGGCUUAAAGAAACUACCCACGAACAAGACAUCUUUACAUAAUUGACUUCUUCUGUCCCGAGAUCUAAUAACAACGUACUGUGCCGUCCAAAUGAGCUGUGAGUAUCACUCAGAAGAGCUUACAAAUGUGUACAUUGUACCCGAAUGAGCUGAGAAGGUCAUAGUUAGCAGUUGAACACACCGUGGGUUUAAAUUGUCUUUACGAUGAGUGUGUGUAUCGGGUGUGUGUUAUUGUGCUUCAUUUAUUUUAGGCGUCGGCUAGAAAUUGGUUUCUAACUUACACUCUGCAGAGUAAACUACAUUCCUGUUGAAUUUGGUUAAAUUGUGUAAGAACUAAGGCGUCACUUGAAACAGUUUCGUGUAACUGUAUCUUAAAUCCUUACGGCUUGCAUACAGUAAGUGUUUUUAUAAUGUCAAGCCAGAAAAUGUUUUAACAAUCCUACCUUUUCAAGAGCAUUACUAGCAGCUUUAAAUCAUAAAUUUGUUUAUCUAUAAGAAACCCAAUCUGGGGUACUACGCUGCGAUCACGACAUAAGAAUUUCUCAAAAUUCUGUUGGAUUCACUUUAAAGUAAAACGAAAGCAUGCAUCUUCGAUCUCCCCUGAAGAUCCUUGGCCUAACAGCUCAUGCUGUACCCUUGUGAAAUGUAGUCCCUAGUCGAAUGUGGUUAGAUCUCUAAAAAGAAAAAAGGAAAGCGCAGUCUUCUAAUGUUAAUUUUUGCAAUCUCAGACGAUUGUUAUCUGCGAAGCUUUAUAAACACGGUGUUUGCUCCCUUUUUUCAAACGGAAUUGGCGAAAGAGAAACUUAAUUACAUAUAUAGUCGCAUUAAAUAUACUAAUGGCUUCAUCUUUUUAAACAUUUUUAAGUGGAUAAAAAACAGACCUUUUCAGGGAACAGAUACAAUACAGUACAUAGUUAUAUUAGUUAAUAGGCAUAAUUUACCCUCUCUUGAGGUGUUUAGGAAAAAUCAGGAUCGCCAACGUAAGCUACGUUAGGGGCCGAAAAAGCUCCUAGCCGGUUCUACACCCUCUAGACACUAGGCCGUUUUGGAAACAAUAGUUGAAAGUGACAAGAAAUUUCUCAUUAUCAAUGACUGGAUUUAGUUUCAGCUUAUUUGCCUGCGAAAUAAAAAGCAUUUGUUGUCUUGGCAAAAAGCAAGAUUUAAUAACUCUCGACCUCUUUCAAAUAUCCGCAACCUUACCACGAUCCGUGUUUAUUAUCAUUUCAGUCUCUUUUUGCAUGCCCGAAACGAUUCUCCGAUAACACAGUCACGAUAUAGAGGAUAUUACAUGGCCGCGCGGAGAUACGAAAUUUCUCUUCGAGUGUUGAAAAAUAUUCGCGAACGAGUGAAAUAUCUUUUUCAACACGAGAAGAGAAAUUUCGUAUCUCCAAGCGACCAUGUAAUAUUCUAUUUAUUAUAUAAACACCAAUGAAAUACCAAACCAUUUUACUUCAACAGAUUUUGGUAUGAAAGGUGCGAUUUAUUAUGCAGCCAUUCCAACGGUGAUAUUUUCACAUGUGAAGAUAUCUAGUUUUCGUGCGAAAGCUCACUUGGUAUUUCAUUGGUGUUUAUAUAAUAAAACUCAUUUCUUCAUAAACGUACUUUUCAAAAUAACUCUUUGUGUGUUUUUUCUUCGUUGAGAAGGCAUCGUUAACUUUAUCUUCGGUUUCCAAAGACCUCGAAUUUUAUAAGGGUUAGAGUUGACAAAUGUCAGUAUUAAUGGCAUAUCACAUGAUUGGAAAAAACAGAAAACCAAAAACCUCUUGACGAGAAAUAUUGCCGUACUUGGUACCAUCUGAAUGAUGCUCUGAAUUUAAACGGUCUUUAUCGCUGGCAACGAUUUUAAACAAUUGUGUUUAAGGUUUAUUAAUAAAUAGUUGCAAAGUGAUAUUUGUUAAAAUCCUUCUUUCAGGAGAAAUCCUCUUUCAGUAUUAAAUUUGAUGGUGAUUGAAGUAUUGAAUGCUGAUCCGAUCCCAAAAUAGCUCCUUUAGUCAUCGAAUGGCAUUAAGUUCCUUCUUCGUAUUUUUUUUCUUUUCCAUGAAAUAUUUGGAGCUUCAAAGGUGUUAGGUCUGGUCCCCCACUUUUUACUCGUCAUCAAUAUCGACCAAAAAAGAAAAGGUUCUCAAAAAUGUAAAAUAUUCUUUACUUCAGUCACUGUAAGUACUUGGUGAAAGACCCGGGGCGGGGUACUUUCUUGUGCGAACUACACGGAACCAUGAGAUAGCAACUCUGUACAUAAUACUGUUAGGGUUUUCUGCUCUAGAUGUAGUUCAAAAUAACACUUUAUAGAGUGUCGAGAACAACAGGGGUCUGAUUUUCCGCUUAUCAAUCCUGAGAUCAAAGUAUAGCAACGUGAUUGUAGCCACCUAAUACUGUUUAUGCAUUAAGCUUCAAGAUUUACUUCCGGGACAUGAAUUGUCAGUUUAGUAGGUCAUAAGGCAGUAUGCAGUACGUGAAACACUCUUAAGAAAGCGUUGUAACUUUGUUCUUUGCAUUCUUUCGUUUUAGCAUAUAGGUAUGGUAUUCAGAUCUAUUCAGCAAGGUUCAUUCUUGUCCUUAUAGGUCGUGUUUUUAAAUUUUUAGCAUUACUGGUGAUUUUGUAUAAUAGGCCAUUAGAAGUAGAUAUCCUCACUAAAUGAGACCCAUUGUUCUCUUUAGACAUGCUUCAGCAUUAGAUGAUCUAAACUAACAUGAUGAUAGUUUCUUAGGGAAAACUACACUUUAAUCUGUCACGUAACAAAAGAUGACGCCACUUAGAACCUACUGUUAUUAACCUUCCUCUGCAAAUUUAUUUUUUUUUGCCCGUUAAUAUUGCAAUCUUUGAAGGAUACAGGCUCAAUGAUAAAACCAAUGAUAAACUGUAGGACCCUGAAAAAGCCGAGUAAAUUUGUACAGGAUACAGUUUUCUUUUCAGGAAAGAAAAACAAAAUCAAAGAAAACGCGGCGUCGUUGGAGGUGGUUUAUGCCACUUCAGAGAGAUUUAAUGAGCCUAGCCGUUUUAUAUUUGCUUAUUUAUUUAUUUUGGCCCUGAGUAGUUCGGGUUAUGUCCAAAUCUCUCAGUGCAAACAGAAGUCUGGUUGUAUACGGUUAGCGUUAAAAAAAUUCUCCUUGAAGUGAAAUUCGGCGAUUUCAAGAUGAUUCAACUGAGAGAAAAUUUAAGCUAAGUGACUCCGUUUGAUAAUUCUUGCAGCUAAUUACCUACAUAACAUGUGCAACAUUCCUCUAAAGAAUAUUAGCAAAGGUCAGCGAUGAUUUCAUUCAUACUGCAAAGUUUCUCUGGCUUAAGCUAAGCCGGAAAUAGCUGAUAUCAACUAACAAAGCAUUAGGAGUGCUUUAUGUAUUUUGCUCGCUGGUUGCGGUUGACAAACUCUUAUGUCAAUUAGGUUAAUUGCCUUAUAAAAUUUACACUAGAAGGUUUAUAUGAUAACUUGGCAAUGUGAGGGAGAUGACUAUAUGAAAGAUAUACCAACUUAAGAGAGAUAGUUCGGAUUCUUGCAUGUAAUAAAAAUUCUUAUUUCUAUUUAAAACUAUUAUUUUCAGAACACCCAGAAGUCCAUUUUCCUGAUUUCCCGUUUCUGUGGAAUGAUGGCGUUAAUUUCAUUACCCAUCAGCCCUUUUACUCUCCGCCCAUGCGCACUUCAACCCGCCCUUGGUGUCGCCCAGUCUUCACACAGCUGCAGCGUCGGGGUCUGGAAAAGCGUUUCCAAGCGACCAAGUACGUCACCAAACGAGAGCGGCUUCAGAUCGGCGCCAUGUUGGGUUUGUCCGAAACACAGGUGAAAGUUUGGUUUCAAAACAGAAGAACAAAGUGGAGACAUGAGGCAGCAAAGAAAGCGAAGAAAGAAGAUAAACAAGACGAACAAACCUCGUUAGAAACGGACAAUUGUGCCCAGAAAGGGGAAGUAAAAAACGAAAAAGAAAAGGAAGACGGAUGCGACGAGUCAGUUUUGAAAAAGACAGAGAACAUUCCAUAA
This is a messenger RNA of Porites evermanni, 6078 nucleotides long. The record is from the annotation of a GenBank genome assembly. Lineage: Eukaryota; Metazoa; Cnidaria; Anthozoa; Scleractinia; Poritidae.